Molecule: messenger RNA, 2046 nt
Organism: Beta vulgaris subsp. vulgaris (sugar beet)
Lineage: Eukaryota; Viridiplantae; Streptophyta; Magnoliopsida; Caryophyllales; Amaranthaceae
Product: autophagy-related protein 16
Exons: 5
Coding region: 311-1861 (516 amino acids)
Biological process (GO): autophagosome assembly
Cellular component (GO): autophagosome membrane
Molecular function (GO): protein binding
Source: RefSeq, a predicted model, not a curated record
AACAUCAGUUCCUGUUUCAUUCCCUUUCUCAGUUUCUCCUCUUUAUUUCCAACACUUAACUCAAAACUCAAAAGAAGAAAUAAUACUACUGUUUCUGCCAUCCUCUUUUCUUUUUUUUUUUUUUUUUUUAGUUCUUUAACUUUAUUGCUAAUUUUCGUAUUUAAGCAAAACUUUUAUUGUUUCCACUACAAUUUGCAUAAUUAUAUUGAUAAAUACGAAGGAAUUUUCCAUAUUCUAAAAAUCAAUCCAUCUGCUAUCGAAACAAAUUGAAAAAAAUUCGUUGAAGAAGCGAAUGACGGCGAAGAAAUAAAUGGCGACGCUUCAAUUUAGGUCGAAUGAUGAAGAAGUUGCGAUAAACGCAAUUAAGCAAGCGUUGAAAUCUCUGCGAAAGCGGCAUUUGGCGGAAGAAGGUGCUCAUACUCCCGCGAUUACUUCUAUUUCCAGACCUCUUAUUUAUCAGGGCUCGGAAUGGAAAGAGAAGGCAGAAAAAUUGGAGCUUGAACUUCAGCAAUGUUACAAAGCUCAAUCUCGACUAUCUGAGCAACUUGUGGUUGAAGUUGCGGAGGGCCGAGCUGCCAAAGCUUUGAUUCAAGAGAAAGAAACUGCUGUAGCUAACUUGGAAAAGGAGGUUACUCAGCUCAGCGAUGAGUGCUCGGAGUUAAAGAACCUAUUAGACGAGAAGACUCGGGGUGUAGAAUUGCUGACAAGUGAGAACCAAGAGCUGAAAAGCCAACUUGAAGAGCUGAGUACGAAAGCAAAAAAUGCAGAAGCUGAAAAUAGAAUGUUGGUUGAUCGUUGGAUGCUUCAGAAAAUGCAGGAUGCUGAGCGGAUCAAUGAGGCAAAUGCUCUUUAUGAAGACAUGCUUCAACAACUUAAGGCCAGCAGUAUACAGCAAAUUGCUCGCCAACAAGUUGACGGCGUGGUUCGUCAAAGUGAGGAAGGUGCUGAGUUUUUCGUGGAAUCAACCAUUCCUACAACUUGCAAGAAUAGAAUCCACGCGCAUGAUGGUGGUUGUGCUUCCAUAUUGUUUGAGUAUAAUUCAAGCAAAUUGGUCACUGGAGGGCAGGACCAUUCUAUUAAGAUGUGGGAUACAAGCACAGGAUCAUUAAAUCGCACUCUUUAUGGUUGCUUGGGUUCUGUUCUUGAUCUCACUAUUACCCACGAUAACAAAACUAUAAUAGCAGCUAGUAGCUCAAACAACUUGUAUGUUUGGGAUGUAAACUCAGGCCGAAUCCGUCAUACACUUACUGGACAUACUGAUAAAGUCUGUGCAGUAGACGUGAGUAAAGUCUCCAACCGACAGGUUGUCAGUGCAGCUUAUGAUCGAACUAUAAAAGCUUGGGAUUUGCAGAGAGGAUAUUGCACGAAUACGAUCAUUUUCCCAAGCAAUUGCAAUGCCAUCUGUUUCGGCAUGGAUGGAAGAACAAUAUGCUCAGGUCAUGUUGAUGGGAAUCUCCGGCUUUGGGACAUACAGACAGGGAAGCUUUUGAGUGAAGUUGCUGCUCAUUCUCUUGCUGUGACGUCAAUCUCUUUAUCUCGAAAUGGAAACACGAUCUUGACGAGUGGGAGAGAUAAUGUUCAUAAUCUGUUUGAUAUGAGGACACUCGAGGUUUAUGGGACAUUAAGGGCGAGUGGUAACAGAGUGGCAUCUAAUUGGAGCAGAUCUUGUAUUAGUGCAGACGACAGUUAUGUUGCUGCUGGAUCUGCUGAUGGAUCUGUACAUAUUUGGUCAAUUCAGAAGGGAGAUAUAGUUAGCACUCUUAAGGAACAUGGAUCUCCGGUUUUGUGCUGUGCUUGGAGUGGUUUAGGAAAGCCUUUGGCGACUUCGGACAAGAAUGGAGUUAUUUGCACUUGGAUGUGAUGCAUUUUAUGUCUGCCUAUGGCGUUAAAGAUGUUCUUGAAAGUGUUUUCUGAACUAAUUGGUGUGCUCAGAAGGUAUAUGAAAAUGAUCUGAUUUAUUCUCUUGCAUUGUACAGCUAUUCUCUUCUCCAUAAUGAAAUGAAAUGAUUUUAGUUUUUAUGGAUAUGAAAUAAUUUGAUUUCUUCU